This is a messenger RNA of Salvelinus fontinalis (brook trout), 5092 nucleotides long. Its product is annotated as RNA binding protein fox-1 homolog 2-like. Gene Ontology annotation, molecular function: mRNA binding. Gene Ontology annotation, cellular component: cytoplasm; nucleus. The record is from RefSeq and is a predicted model, not a curated record. Bases 614 to 2044 code for a protein of 476 amino acids. Gene Ontology annotation, biological process: nervous system development; regulation of alternative mRNA splicing, via spliceosome. NCBI's taxonomy places the organism in Eukaryota, Metazoa, Chordata, Actinopteri, Salmoniformes, Salmonidae. The transcript has 13 exons.
GUGUACCCUCUGCGGCCCGUUCCAUACCACACCAAUCGGGACGUACACGAUAGAGAGGAAAUCGUGUUCCUCGCCAGUCCGUACACGCCACUAGAAUUCACUGAACAUACUGCGAGAAAAAGAAGGGUGAUAAAAAGAAGGCUAGGAGAAAGAGAAGGUGAAAGCAAAGAAGGGCUUAAAAAUAUAUUUGGUUGGGAGCGGAGGACGCAUUGGUUCGCAAGGAGAAGAUUAGUGAUUCAAACCAUUUCCUAACAUUUUCUAUAUUCGGCGGAGAAAAAAGUCUCGUUAGCUAGCUAGCUACUGUUACGAGGUAGCGGAAUGUGUAGCUAGCUAAUUAGCAAGGAAUUUGUGUUUUGUAUUAACUUGGUUUACGUGUUCUAUUGUGACUAUUUUUCUAACGCUAGUAAUCGUGUGGAAUGUGCACGAGCCACACAUGGUCAUGGUGUUCUGUAUUAAUUAGACAAUAACAAUCUAGCUAGCGGUACAAUAUAUUUGGCCAAGAAGACCAGCUACAAUCAGCUAUUUUCACAUUCAAGGAAUAGCAUUCCUUGUCCCAGAAUAGGGAAUAAGUCAAAGGUAGCUAGACUUGUAAGUGUAGACUAGCUGCCGUCCAAUGUUAAUGUCGACCGACGUCGCAUCCAUAAUGUUACCCGUUACUCGGGGAAUGAUGGACAGGGAAAAUGACAUUGAUACAGCAACCGGACCCCACUCUAACACGACCGGGGGUCCAGCAGCAGUAGUCCGGGGAAUGAAACGAGGGGAUCCUGAGCAAACAUCUGCAGCUUUGACCGAAUUAGCAGGAGCAGAGUGCAAACGGCCACGGAUAGACGGGACGGUGGGUGUUGGUGACAUUGGACAGAACAACGACCCUUUAACCCCAGGUUUCCUUGGAUACCCACCUCACAGCCAGGGUUCUCAAGAUUCAACGGGGGGCCAGGAGGGGCUGGUGCCCCCGCCCUUCUCAGCGUUCCCUCCACCACCCCCUCCGCAGAACGGCCUGGGGACAGAGUUUGGCGGUGCUUUGUUUGGUGCUGGUGGGCAGGGGCCUUCGGACUCAGGGGCUGGAACAAAUGGCUCAGCCACGACUUCCAACAUCUUACCCACCCCGGUCAGUGUUAUGCAGACAGAAGUGUCUCCAGGUCAGGUAGAUGGAGUGGGGCAGUGCGUGGCAGUGGAAUUAGCAGGAGUAUCCGGGGCUGACUCCGCAGAGGCCAAAGGAACCCCAAAACGACUUCACGUCUCCAACAUCCCCUUCCGCUUCCGAGACCCUGACCUCAGGCAGAUGUUUGGGCAAUUUGGGAAGAUUAUUGAUGUUGAGAUCAUUUUCAAUGAGAGGGGCUCAAAGGGCUUUGGCUUUGUCACGUUUGAGACCAGCGCCGACGCGGAGAAAGCCCGGGAAAGGCUUCACGGCACGCUAGUGGAAGGUCGCAAGAUAGAGGUUAACAAUGCCACGGCCAGGGUGAUGACCAAUAAGAAGAUGGUCAGCCCCUACCCCAACGGAGAGGCCCUUAGCACCCUGCCAUAUGCAGGAUGGAAGCUAAGCCCAAUGGUGCAGGCAAUGUACGGACCAGAGCUCUAUGCAGUUCCGGGGUUCCCCUACCCGUCUGCGGCAGCCUCCACAGCAGCAGCGUUCCGUGGUGCCCACCUUAGGGGCCGGGGAAGGCCAGUGUACAGCGCGGUGCGUGCGGCGAUGCCACAGCCUGCCCUCCCUGCCUACCCUGGCGUGGUGUAUCAGGAUGGUGGGUUUUAUGGAGCUGCAGACUUAUACGGAGGCUAUCCUGCCGCUGCCUAUCGCUUUGCUCAGCCUACUGCUGUAACCGGGGCAACUGCUGCCGCCGCAGCUGCUGCUUACAGUGACAGUUAUGGGCGAGUGUACACUACAGAUCCCUACCACGCUCUAGGUCCUGCUGCCGCUGCCUAUGGAGUCGGUGCCAUGGUAAGAGCCCCCCAGCCGCAACACUACAACAACAGGCUGGAAACUGAGUUAUCUUCACUUUAUGCUAGUUUAUAUCGGGCUGGAUACAGUAGGUUUGCUCCGUACUAAACAGCACUCGCACCAUGGAAUUCCACAUUUCUGAACCUCUUCAUUUGGAAAGAGCUCCCCUCCAUUUUCUACGGGUGGUAGUAUUAACCCAUGUGUUUUGGAAAAAGGUCAUCCACUCAAGAUAAACUCAACUGUAACUCGGCUUGCUUCAACUGUCACACUCAGUGACAUAGUAAUGGACGAAUGAAAACUGCCUGUGAAUUUCAAGACUGGCAACAAUAAUUGAAGACAACUGUGGGAAGAACAAGAAUGGUUACAUAAAAAAACACUAUUGGACAUGGAUGGAGAAAUUGCUGCCCACCAGUAACUUUUUACACUACAUCACUACACACCUUUGCUCCUAAUAGUCUGUGGUAAUAAUACUCAAAUGUAAAAUGCACACAUAUGUACACAGCUCAAUGUGUUAGUACGACCUAAAAGUAUGCCAUCACUAGCCUGAAAUCUUAGGUCCUUUAUAUGAAACAGUACAUUGACAAAAAGCUCCCCAGUGGAGGAAUCCCAACAAUGAACACAUGCAAGUUGUUUUUUUAAAGAACCUGUUCAACAAAAAGGUGAAUGGCACGAAGAAACGCAAAAGUAGCAAAAAGUCAAUAAUCUGAACUACAAAAGCUGAGCGACGACGCAGUUAAAUCUAGGUAACAGCUGUUGCUCUGAAAAUGAUUAGAGAAAUCCAAACAGUCUACCAUUACACCACCAACCCAACUGUAAAAGAUAAACGGUGUGAAAAUGACAAGGAAAAAGAAACAAAAUGACUUGUUUUUGUUCUGCAUUACCUCAGUUUUUCUUUUCUAUAAUUGUCUAUGAAAAAGCGUUGCUUAAAAUGAUUAUUGUUAUAUAAUGUGGAUGCAAUGAAAUUACAUCCACUAUCAUCAUCAUCAUCAUCAUUUUCACAUUUUCCAGUUGAUUAAUACUGUUAUUGCUGGUCUAAGUAUUAUGAUUAUGAUUCUUACUGUAGUUGAAACUAUAACGACACAAGUCUUUUGAUCUGUAUCAUGUAUCCUUACUAUUAUAUACCUACAUUGUCUUCAUUUAUCCUUUUGAGAAUAUUGUACAACUCAUGCCUGCUCAACACAACUCCUUAUACAUUUUCUCUUUGCUAGACUAUAUGACAUUCCAGGUGUAGCAUCACAAUUGUGACUGAAAGGGGUAAAAACAUUGAAAGUGUCUGGGCAUAGCUAACAUGCUGUAGAAACCAGUCAUGCACGCUGGACCCAGCUAUUUACAGAUAAGAGUGGAAUUCUUAGGGGUUUGAGGGAACAAACCAGAUGGUAGGAAACAUAUGAGAAUUACAAACACUACAAGUUGAUGUUACUUUUGGUUUCACCAUUUUUAAUAUAUAUUUUUUUGUCAAAUUGACACAUACAGACACUCGAGAAGUGACCGUAAUGUUCACCCAAUGCAAUCUUCCUCUCUCCUAAGUAUUUGGGAAUGUUCUAGUCCAUUAUGUAUUAAAGUCACUGCCUCAAUGCUACUUUAAGGUACAGGAAGUGGCAAACAAAAAUAUAUAAAUAGACCUAUGUAUCUCCAUAUACUCUGAAUAUCUUAUUGCUAUUGUUUGUCUUUUGGUUCCAAAGAUUCUCUAAAAGCACAUUUGUUGGUCAAGUGUACAAAUUUAUUAUACUUUUUCUGAUUGUUCUUGCUGUUAUUUUUGCUCUUUUUCUAUUUUAUGGUGGGUUCAAAGUGCACCCUUUCAGUUUGCUGAUGGUGGUGUUUUAAAAGCACCCUGUCCUAGAAAAUGUCAUCUGAGAAGUGGAAAGAGAAGAUAGGGGCAAACAUGAAUUUAUUUGCAUAAUUUUAUAGCAACAGAUUAAUAAACUUAAAAUCCCCAAAAUACAUUUGGGAACUGGCAAAGUUGGUCUUUUAAAACGGGGCUGCUGAAUGUGCCGAGGGGUUUUGAUGAAGUGGUCCCAGGCAGAUGAUAACCCAACAUUUUACACUGCCUUAAAUAUAACAUUUAGGGGUCCACAGUAGACUUGAGAGGGGAAUUUAGCAUUUUGAUACAGAAUAAAUGUCAGACCAGAGUGAGUGUGAUGAUGAAACAAAGCGUUCUAUUCCACACCAUUUUAACGAGCCCCCACAUGCCUCCUUUUCCCAGUUGGGAGUGAGUGUGUAGUUCAGCGACAGUUGUAGGGUGGAGGACCCAGGUAGAGAGCUGAGCCAUAAACCACCUGUUGACAUGAUGAUUACCAUGUUACUAGCUGUUUUAUCAGGCCCGGAGGGAUGCAUACCGCUCCAUUAGUUAUUCUGUUGAGUAUUUAUGCCAUGAUGUUAUGACAAUAAGAAUUUUGAACUUCUCUUUAAAAGUAUUAAAAGUAUCAGUAUGCAUGUUUCUGUGAGAAGGACGGGGUCAAAAGUCAUUUCAUUUGUUGCAUGAAUCAAAACAUUUUCUAUGGAAAGGAGGUUAUGUGAAAUAUGAAGGCAGGAUAGAGAGGGGCUUCAACAUAGUCCCCUUGAGUUGGUUUCUAGUUGGGGGGGAAUAAUGAUAUGUAAAAUACUGUUUGUUUUAAGUUUAUGCCUGGGUUAUCUAUGUUCUUCUGUGGUCAUGGUAUCAUUUGAAUUACCAGUUAUAUCUCUUAGUUCAAUUUUAAUUUGGAAUGUUGAACCCCUGCAGUUUUUCCUUUUGAAGUAUGUUAAGUAACCAAUGAUGUUGUCCCAGCAUGCACACAGCAGUUCAGCACAGACUGAACUAAUGUUGUUUCCAAUGCCAUCCCUCCAUAAGUUGACACUUGUUACCCAGCAGUGGAGACUCCCAUGUGCCCUCUCACGGCUGCUGAGAUCACCUUAGACCCAGCUGUGUGUCUGACUUACCCCUGCACUGUGCUGAAGUCAACCUAGUGGGAGUUGUUGGACAGGGAUUUCAUAUGAGUUGGAAUUGCAUGUGACUUUUUUGUUUUCACAUGUGCAUUGCAAAGCUCAUUGAUCCAAGUGCUAUUUUUUUUAUUUUCUCCAAGUGACUUGUGUAUUUCUCUUCAUUUCAUCCAUCUUCAUGUUUGCCUUCUAUUUCCUGUCAUUGUUAUUGAAUGUACAUAAUAAACGGUUUGGUUUUUA